GGGGCCGGGCGGGGAGCGCGGAGCCCGCGGACGGAGGAGGCGGCUGCGCCACGAUUUGUCACCAUGAGCUGCUUGUCAUUGGAGUCCAUCUGCAUUUUCCUGCUUCUCCAAAUUUUGCUGGUGUUGGGUAUACAAGAAAUACAUGCUGACCAGGAGGUGAUCAGCAAGAUCUCAGCUGCUGCUCAGUUGAUGCAGUGCUCUGCUUCGUUGGAUGUCCUUUUACUCUUGGAUGGCUCCUACAGCAUUGGCAAGGGAAGCUUUGAAAGGUCUAAGCACUUUGCAGGCAAGCUCUGUGAUGCCUUGGAUGUCCGUCCAGAUAGAGUCCGUGUGGGAGUGAUACAGUUUAGCUCAACUCCCCACCUUGAAUUCCCACUGGAUUUGUGUGUAACCAAACAAGAAGUGAAAGAGAGAAUCAAGAGGAUUGUGUUCAGAGGUGGGAGCACAGAGACAGCCCGGGCUCUGAAGUACAUUCUCCGCAAGGGAUUCCCUGGUGGCAGAAACUCCAGUGUCCCCCAAGUCCUGAUCAUCAUUUCAGAUGGGAAGUCCCAGGGCAGUACUGCUGUGCCUGCAAGGCAGGUGAAGGAGAGACACAUCACGGUUUUUGCGGUGGGAAUCAAGUUUCCAAGGUGGGAGGAGCUGCACAUGCUGGCCAGUGAGCCCACCCAACAGCACCUGCUCUUUGCUGGAGAUGCUGAUGAUGCUGCCAACGGCCUCUACAGCACCCUCAGUGGCUCCAUCUGCAGUGCCACUGCUCCAGGCUGCAAUGUUGAAUCCCACCCUUGUGAACGCAGGACCCUGGAGACUGUGAAAGAGCUGGCUGGAAACUAUGUGUGUUGGAAAGGCUCAAAGCAGCCAAAUGCAGUGCAGGCUUCACUGUGCCCUUUCUACAGGUGGAAGAGAGUCUUGAUCAGACACCCGUCCAGAUGCUUCCGAACUGUAUGUCUAGAUCCUUGUGACUCCCAGCCAUGCCAGAACGGGGGCACGUGUGUCCCAGAGGGACUAGAAAAAUACCACUGCCUCUGCCCAGUGGGCUACGGAGGAGACAUCCACUGUGCACCAAAGCUGAGCCUGGAGUGCAGCGUGGAUGUGCUUUUCCUGGUGGACAGCUCGGCAGGGGUCACUCUGGAAGGAUUCCUGCGCUACAAAGCCUUCCUCAAGAGGUUCGUGCAAGCAGCGAUGGGCCAGGACUCGCCCAUGAACGUUGGGGUGGCCCAGUAUGAUAACAAGGUGAGGAUACCCAUUGAAGUGGGCCAGCACAGGGAUGCCCUCAGUCUCCUGAAGAGCAUUGAUGCGUUGAGUUUCAGCGGAGGAGGAACUCUGACAGGCAGAGCCCUGCAGUACAUUGCACAGCACGGUUUCAGGAGCAGGCCAGUGUUUGCAGAUGUGCAGGAUGACCUCCCACGGGUGGUUGUGCUGCUCACUGACUCCAAGGCCCAGGAUGCAGUGGCAGAAGCCGCUCAGUACGCGCGGGACCGAGAUCUCUUCUUGAUCGGUGUGGGCAGCAGCCUGGUGAGAGCAGAGCUGACCGAGGUGACCGGCAAUCCAAAGCAGACAAUUGUCUACUCAGACCCUCAGGACCUAUUCAACAGGAUCCCAGAGCUGCAAAGAAGAAUCUGCAGCGUGGACAAUCCCGAAGGCUGCCAGGCACAGGCCCUCGAUGUGGCAUUUGCAGUGGAUGCCUCGGCUGGAGUUGGCCUGGAGAGUUUUCUGCAGCUGAGGAGCUUUGUCAGGAGCAGCUGUUUGCACUUCAGCAUCAACCGGGACGUCACCCAAAUGGCUUUGGUGGUCUACGGCAGCAAAGCUCACACCGCGUUCGCUUUGGACACCCACACGAGCAACGCAGCCGUCCUCCAAGCCAUCGACCAGGUGCCUUUCCUCGGGGGCUCAGGCUCUGCUGGCGGCGCCUUGCUGCAUAUCUAUGGCGACGUGAUGACAGUGCAGAAAGGAGCCAGGCCUGGGGUCAGCAAGGUGGUGGUGCUGCUCAGCAACGCAGGCGGCCUGGAGGACGCGGCGGCCCCGGCUCAGCACCUGCGGGACAACGGCGUCUCAGUGUUUGUGGUUGUUGUUGGGGAUGCACAGAGGGAGAGGCUGCUGAGGGUUGCUGGUUCUCCCAACUACCUGCUCCACAUCUCCUCCUAUGAAGAUCUGCAACAUUACCAAGACCUUAUCAUUGAAAGAAUCUGUGAAGAAGCAAGAAGCCCUGUGAACCUGUGCAAACCCAACCCCUGCAUGAACCAGGGCGUGUGCAUCCUGGGGCCCGGGAGCUACCGCUGCGAGUGCCGGGGCUGGGAAGGGCCCCACUGCGAGAGCAGAGUUCUCCGGGGUGAUUCUCCGAGAUCACCAGCCCUUCCUCCAUGGCCCCACCGGAGUCCAAGGGCUUUGCAACACCUCUCCAGAGCCUCCCGGCACACUGAAAGGUCCAUGGACCAGAGACAGUGACACAGAUGCACCAAGGGCUCCAGUUCUCCCUCCAGGAACUCUUUCCCCAGCAAGCCACCGCUGUCCCAGGAAGAGACUGAGUUGCUCCAGCACAGGGACUGUGCUGAGGUCAUCCCCAGUUCCAGCAUUGCACAAACUGGGCUUCCCAGUACUCACUCUCUCUUUUUUAUAUGGAAGUAAAUAUGU
This is a messenger RNA of Colius striatus (speckled mousebird), 2625 nucleotides long. It is a transcript of the gene VWA2, whose product is annotated as von Willebrand factor A domain containing 2. Lineage: Eukaryota; Metazoa; Chordata; Aves; Coliiformes; Coliidae. The record is from RefSeq and is a predicted model, not a curated record. The coding region runs from base 64 to 2439 and encodes 791 amino acids. Gene Ontology annotation, molecular function: calcium ion binding. Gene Ontology annotation, biological process: calcium-independent cell-matrix adhesion. The transcript has 14 exons. Gene Ontology annotation, cellular component: basement membrane.